AUGAAUUCUUGGUUCGAAUGCGACUGGUGUGAUACUUUCAGGAUCUAUCAACUAUCAUGUUAUUGGGACUUAUUUGCAUGCAUCGAGUUCAAACGUCUGCACGCACUUGAUCCCGUUACAUUUGCUCCACUACAUUUGGUCCUGCUACAUUUGGUCUCGCUAUAUUUGCUCCUGCUACAUUUGGUCCGGCUACAUUUGGUCCCGCUACGUUUGAUCUCGCUACAUUUGCUCCCGCUACAUUACCUCCAGCUACAUUUGCUCCCGCUACAUUCGCUCCCUAUACAUUUGGUCUCACUACCUUUGAUCCAGCUGCACUUGAUCCUCCUAAAUUUUGUCCUGCUAUAUUUAGCCACAUUUGGUCUCAUUACAAUUGAUGCCGCUACAUUUUGUCCCGUUAUAUUUGAUCCCGCUACAUUUAGUCCCGAAACAUUUUGUCCCGCUUCAUUUGAUCCCGUUACAUUUGAUCCCACUACAUUUGAUCCCGCUAUAUUCGAUCACGCUACAUUUAAUCCUGCUACAUUUGGUGCCACUAAAUUUAGUCCCGCUACAUUUGGUAACGCUUUAUUAUGUUCAGCUACAAUUUUUUCCGCUACAUUUGAUCCAGCCGCACAAGUGUAG
Molecule: messenger RNA, 618 nt
Organism: Helobdella robusta
Lineage: Eukaryota; Metazoa; Annelida; Clitellata; Rhynchobdellida; Glossiphoniidae
Exons: 3
Coding region: 1-618 (205 amino acids)
Source: RefSeq, a predicted model, not a curated record